GGGCCACAGCGUCCCCGCGGCGCGCCCCGACGGAGGGCACUCGCACGCCCCGGCCGGCCGGCCGGAGCUCCCGCCCCGCAGGCUGGAGAGGCCCAGAUUGGAGGGAGACAGACUGCGCCGCCCGCCCGCGCGCUUGUCGCGGUCCUCCCUCCCUGCGCGUGCCCUCGGCCCGGUCGAUCCCCCUCUUCCUCCUCCCGCGCCCUGCCUCGCGGAGCCGGUCCUGACCCGGUCACGAGGGCGGGUGGCACAGCCCGGACUUCUCCCUGCCCUCCCUCCUCGAGAGCCCGCCGCGGCCGCACCAGGCAGGAGCCGGGCAGAGAUGCUCCUGCCCUCCCGGGCGUCCUCGGUCCGCGCCACCUGCUUGCUGGGAAAGAGGGCACACAGAGGAGCAGCUGGCACACCAGGAGCCCUCCAACCUUGAUCCAAGCAUGCAGGCUCCACCCUGCAGCCUCCCCACUGGGCUCAGCCUGGAGGACUUCAUCCCUGGCAAUCUCCGGGCUCACAUAGGGUCAUCCUCCCAGGGGGCACGGGUGCCUGUGAUCCGGAAUGGUGGCUCCAACACCCUUAAUUUCCAGUUUCAUGACCCUGCGCCCAGGACCGUGUGCAAUGGGUACUUACCCUCCAGGAGAGAUGCUUCCCGGCACCCAGACCCUGCCUGGUAUCAGACCUGGCCAGGUCCUGGGAGCCAGCCCCCUGGGAGCCAGAAGACCCCUGCCUCCCAGCACCCCCACAACUGGUCAGCCACAUGGACCAAGGACAACAAGCGUCGGGACAAGCGCUGGAUCAAGUAUGAAGGAAUCGGGCCCGUGGAUGAGAGCGGCAUGCCUAUUGCCCCCCGAUCUAGUGUUGACAGCCCCAGGGACUGGUACCGAAGAAUGUUCCAGCAGAUUCACCGGAAAAUGCCAGACCUGCAGCUGGACUGGACCUUUGAGGAAUCACCCAAAGUGGCUUCCUCCUGUGCGGCCUCUGCAGACUCAAGGCAUCCAACGCCCCAGCAAAGACCGGCUGCCAGGCCAGGCCAGGCCUCUUCUCUGAGUGGAAGAAGUUGGGACCCCUCUGAAGAGUCUUCUAGAAGCACCUUCAACUGUAAUCCUGGAGCAUCCUCCCUACACCAGACCCCACAUCAGGUGCUCAGACGCCAAGAGAAAGUGGAAAAUGUCUGGACAGAAGAUUCUUGGAACCAAUUUCUGCAAGAACUAGAGAGUGGGCAGAAGCCCAAGAAACCGCUAGUGGAUGACCCUGUUGAGAAGCCCUCCCAGCCCAUUGAGGUCCUGCUGGAGAGAGAGCUGGCCAAGCUGAGUGCGGAGCUGGACAAGGACCUGCGGUCAAUUGAGACCCGGCAGCCAUCCCCCAAGAGUUCCCAAGUGCCCCGACGGUGCCGGGAGCCGCGGCCUCCAGCGCGCCCGGCCUCCGCCUGGAGCUCCAGUUACCCGAAUGCACUUUACCAGGGUUCCUCCCGGCCCCUGAGCCCCCACAGAAUGGCGGAAGGAACAAGCCCCUUCCUAGGUCGCAGGGACUUUGUCUACCCUACCUCGGCCCGAGACCCUAGUGCCUCUGAACGAGGGGGCAGCCCAGCCAGGAAGGAAGAGAAGAAGAGGAAGGCCGCCAGACUCAAGUUUGACUUCCAGGCACAGUCCCCCAAGGAGCUGACUCUGAAGAAGGGUGACAUUGUCUACAUCCACAAGGAGGUGGACAAGAACUGGCUGGAAGGGGAGCACCAUGGUAGACUGGGCAUCUUCCCUGCCAAUUAUGUGGAAGUGCUGCCUGCAGAUGAGAUCCCUAAGCCCAUCAAGCCUCCAACCUACCAGGUGCUGGAGUAUGGAGAAGCAGUGGCCCAGUACACUUUCAAGGGGGAUCUGGAGGUGGAGCUGUCCUUCCGCAAGGGGGAGCGCAUCUGCCUGAUCCGCAAGGUGAAUGAGAACUGGUACGAGGGGCGCAUCUCCGGCACAGCGCGCCAGGGCAUCUUCCCUGCCAGCUACGUGCAGGUGUGCCGUGAUCCCCGGGUCCGGAUCUGUGACGAUGGCCCCCAGCUCCCUGCAUCUCCCCGUCUGACCACCGCCCGUCUGGCUCGGCACUCCAGCUCCCCAUUAGCACCACACAGCCCAGUCGAUCCUGACUGGGGGAGCCAGACCUCCCCCCGCCGUACUGGCUUCUCCUUCCCCACCCAGGAGCCCAGAGCCCAGGGCCAGGGUUUCGGCACCUCUGGGUCAGCUCUGUCCCAUCCUGGAGGCUCCAGCCGUCCCGUGGACCUGGGGACCUCCCCCAACACCACUCAGAUACACUGGACCCCGUAUCGGGCGAUGUACCAGUACCGGCCCCAGAAUGAGGAUGAGCUGGAGCUGCGGGAGGGGGAUCGGGUAGACGUCAUGCAGCAGUGUGAUGAUGGCUGGUUUGUGGGUGUCUCCCGGAGGACCCAGAAAUUUGGGACGUUCCCUGGAAAUUAUGUAGCUCCGGUUUGAGUGGUGGUCUCCGUGGCAACUCAGAGCCAAGCCAGGAUGGGGUGGGGAGCGGUAGCACUUACAGGAGGGAGAGAAGAUCCACCCUCCUCCCUUCCCCAAGACCUGACCUGCUGGCAUCUGCAGACAACUCCAGCAGCCAUUCUUUGGAGCCCCCUCGAAGCCCCCUGGACUGCUUCCCACCCACAACUCACAAACAUUCCUCCAACAGCCUUUUUAUUUCCUCCCCUACCACACUCCCCAAAUAUAGAGGUCUGCUUUGAAGUGGAGACUGUUUCCAGGCCUUAUUGAGACCAGACCCUGGAGCCCCCCACCCCGCCCUGCUAUGGCAUUUCCUCUAACAGGGACCAGCUCCCAGCUUCACCCCCAUGGGGUUCUUCUAACAAGGACCAGCUUCCUAACCUAACAGAGACCAAAGGCCGCCUCUGCCUGGAGGAGAUUCCUCCUCUUUCAGUCCAGCUUACCUGCUGCCCCCUUUGCCUUCCUGCCUCCAGCUGGGCUUGGGAGUGAGGUGGGAGAGGGACACAGCACCUCCUUCGUGCCCAAGGCCUGGUAAGAGGUCUUGCCUGAAGGCGCCCUCUUCCCAAAGGCUGCCAAGCCCUGGGCUUGGGCUGUGUGGGCCAUCCUGCUGCUGUAGUGCCCAGGAAGGGCUGGGCCUCAGAGGACUGGCCUAUUCCAGGUGUUUUCCCAGAAGACUGAUAUGUGCUGCCCUCCAGCCUCCCCAGCUCCUCCAACCCCCAAGUCCCCUCUGAAAGAGAAUGUCAAAUAAAUCUGGAGACCAGGGA
Acinonyx jubatus (cheetah) is the source of this 3241-nucleotide messenger RNA. It is a transcript of the gene SORBS3, whose product is annotated as sorbin and SH3 domain containing 3. The transcript is spliced from 21 exons. The coding region runs from base 429 to 2459 and encodes 676 amino acids. Gene Ontology annotation, molecular function: protein binding. The record is from RefSeq and is a predicted model, not a curated record. Lineage: Eukaryota; Metazoa; Chordata; Mammalia; Carnivora; Felidae.